ACAUCACCCCUCCUCCUCCUCCUCCACCCUUCCUCCUCCUCCUCCUCCCUCCACAGCCAGGAGCGUCCCCGUCGCUCUCCUGGAUGCGUCGCCUGAUCUCCGGCUGCACUCUUUGAUUUAUUCUGCGCUGUUUGGAGCUGCUUCAAACCAAACAGGAGGAAGGUUUGUCUCCAGCCAUGCAGAAGGUGGAGGGACAGGUAAGCCCAGCCAACCUGCCCUCUUCCAGGGGCCUGAGCACCCCAGGGUCUCCUGCCCACGGCAUCACGGCCAGAGUGAACGACCAGGUGGUGGGCUACAGGGACCUGGCUGCUCUGCCCAGAGAUAAAGCCAUACUGCAGGUGGAGAGACCAGACCUGAUGACCUACCAACCACACCUCAGUUUCUCCCCACUUGACCCUCCACGCAGAGAGAGAUCUCUGUCUCCUCCCUCCACAUCUCCUCCCAGGUCUCCUGAGGUGAAGACACGCAGAGCGGAGAGUGAGAGCGGUUCUCCUGGAGGAUCCACACUGCAACUGCAGUCUGGACGCAAGAUCAGCACCAGCCUGCAGCACUUCCACAGACCAGAUAAUGGAACCAACAUCUACAGGAAACCCCCCAUCUACAAACAAGAACCGAACAAACACGCCGACGGCAGCGGCGUCAUUCAGUCAGCGAAGUUUCCGGCGGCUCAGCCUCCAGAUCCCAACCAGCCCUCCAAGAUCGAGACCGAGUACUGGCCCUGCCCCCCCUCGCUGGCUGCCAUGGAGACUGAGUGGAGGAAGAAGAGGCUGCAGGAGGAAGACGAGUUUGAAGACCUGACAGACGAGGCCAAGACGCUGCAGGAACAAGAGCUGGAAAAGAUCAAGUCCAACCUGGGUCGUCUCAUCCUGAAGGAGGAGAAGGAGAAGGCCGUUCAUUUUCGGAGGAAGACGCAGUCGCUGCCCGACAGAACACACAUGCACGCCAGUUUGUCAGCAAGUGCAUCGAAGUCUCCUUCACGCUCAGGAUUGACCAGAAUGCAGUCUGCAGAGUUUUCCACAGAUGGAGAGAAAGGACGGACAGCCGCUCAGAACGGGGAGGCUCGGAGGGAGAGGAUGGACAGAGGAAACUCUCUGCCGAGCAUCCUGGAGCAGAAGAUUUAUCCUUAUGAAGCGCUGAUUGUGACCCACAGAGGGCGCUGCAAGCUGCCGCCAGGAGUCGACCGCACUCGCCUGGAGAGACACCUGGCUCCGGAGCAGUUCGAGCAGCUGUUCGGGAUGACGAUGGCCGAGUUCGACCGCCUCUCUCUGUGGAAACGAAACGAACUGAAGAAGAAAGCCUCGCUUUUCUAACAGGAAGUGACCUCAUCCAUCUCAAACUACUCGACGAAGCACCGGGAGGAGAAAACAGGCCGUAACAUCAAAUAUCAGCAAACACAGAGCGACUCAUCCUGUUAGUCCACGCAAACAUGUCCUCCAUCCAACUAACCAAUCACGUCCCAGGAUGUGUGGUGGCCCCGAGGAUCAGAGUUACCGAAGGCUGGCCCUGAUUAACCCUUUACUCUGACUAACCUUAACUGAUGCACUGACACAUAUUACCUGUGCCGCACUUAUAAUCACUGCUUGUAAAUCAUCAUAUCAUCAUCAUCAUCAUCAUCAUCAUCACACCUGCGUUUGGUUUCACUGAGCUCCAGAGGUCUGAAUCAGGAAGAGAGAUUAGCAUGUUAGCAGCAUUAGCAUCCAGCUCUUCUGGUAUCCUGAAGCUGUUUCAUGUUUUUAGUGUCACUCUGUUUGUUUUCAGGUGGAAUCAGAGUCCGCAGCCAUGCUAGCAGCUCCGCCAGGCUGCAGCGCUUUGAGCUAAAU
Chelmon rostratus (copperband butterflyfish) is the source of this 1820-nucleotide messenger RNA. RefSeq names its product dematin actin binding protein (gene dmtn). The transcript is spliced from 16 exons. The record is from RefSeq and is a predicted model, not a curated record. The coding region runs from base 177 to 1310 and encodes 377 amino acids. Gene Ontology annotation, molecular function: actin filament binding. NCBI's taxonomy places the organism in Eukaryota, Metazoa, Chordata, Actinopteri, Chaetodontiformes, Chaetodontidae. Gene Ontology annotation, cellular component: actin cytoskeleton; plasma membrane. Gene Ontology annotation, biological process: actin filament bundle assembly; lamellipodium assembly; cytoskeleton organization.